Molecule: messenger RNA, 3758 nt
Organism: Hipposideros armiger (great roundleaf bat)
Lineage: Eukaryota; Metazoa; Chordata; Mammalia; Chiroptera; Hipposideridae
Gene: SH3RF2
Product: SH3 domain containing ring finger 2
Exons: 10
Coding region: 205-2397 (730 amino acids)
Biological process (GO): negative regulation of apoptotic process; positive regulation of proteasomal ubiquitin-dependent protein catabolic process; protein ubiquitination
Cellular component (GO): nucleoplasm
Molecular function (GO): protein phosphatase 1 binding; ubiquitin protein ligase activity
Source: RefSeq, a predicted model, not a curated record
GCUGCCGCAGGCAGCGUGGCUCUUGGGGAAAAGGAGGCAAGUUGAAGGGAGCCAGGCAGAGCCGCGGAUCCUGCUGAGCUGAACUCAACAAGCGCAAGGCAGCAACUUUGACACGCUCAAGAGACCGGCUCUGCCCGCUUGGCUUAGCUGACCCUACAAUGUGGGCUCUGCCCCUGCGGCUCAGGACUGGAGUUUUAAAAUAAGAUGGAUGAUUUGACGUUACUUGAUCUUCUGGCGUGCCCCGUGUGCUUUGAAAAGCUCGAUAUCACAGCCAAGGUCCUCCCUUGCCAGCACACCUUCUGCAAACCAUGUCUCCAGAGGAUUUUCAAGGCCCACAAGGAGCUGAGGUGCCCCGAAUGCAGGGCCCCCGUGUUUUGCGGUAUCGAGGCGCUGCCGGCCAACCUACUGCUCGUGCGCCUCCUGGAUGGUGUGCGCUCGGGCCAGAGCUCAGGGAGAGGGGGCUCCUUCCGCAAGCCUGGCGUGCUGACCUCACAGGACAGCAGGAAAAGCAGGACUAGCCCCAGAGGCCUGCAGUCCAGCCCGUUCCGGCUCGUGCCUAACAUCAGAAUCCACAUGGAUGGGGUGCCUCGAGCAAAGGCCUUAUGCAACUACCGAGGGCAGAAUCCCGGGGACCUGAGGUUUAAUAAAGGAGACGUCAUCCUCCUGCGGAGACAGCUGGAUGAGAACUGGUACCAGGGCGAGCUCAAUGGCGUCAGCGGCUUCUUCCCCACCAGCUCCGUGGAAGUCAUCAAGCAGCUGCCCCAGCCGCCCCCACUCUGCCGGGCCCUUUACAACUUCGACCUACGAGAUAAGGGCAAGAGUGACAACCAGGACUGUCUGACCUUCCUCAAGGAUGACAUCAUCACUGUGAUCAGCCGAGUGGAUGAGAACUGGGCAGAAGGAAAGUUAGGAGAUAAAGUGGGCAUCUUCCCAAUCUUGUUUGUAGAGCCAAACCUCACCGCCAGACACCUCCUAGCGAAGAACAAAGGCCGUCAGCUCUCUCACACCAAAAGCCUGUCCCUGGUGUCCUCAUCCUCCAGAGGCAAAGCGACCAACACGUCCACCCUCCGAAGGGGCCCCGGGUCCAGGAGGAAGGGGCCCGGGCAGUUCUCCAUCACAACAGCCUUGAACACUCUCAACAGGAUGGUCCAUUCUCCUUCGGGGAGCCCCAUGGUGGAGAUCGGCACCCCAGUGCUUAUCAGCUCCAGCAACCCCACUCUGAUCACCCAGCACGUGGAGAAAGCAGAUGUUCCUCCCAGCUCUGCGGGACAGGUCAGCAUUUAUCAUCCCACACCUGCCUCCCCAGGACAUUCCACGGCCAUCGUCAGCCUGGCCGGCUCCCAGCAACAUCUCUCAGCCAACAACAUGUUUGUAGCCCUGCACUCCUACUCAGCGCAUGGACCCGAUGAGCUGGACCUGCAGAAGGGAGAAAGCAUCCGGGUCCUGGGGAAGCAUCAGGACGGCUGGCUCAGGGGCGUGUCCUUGGUCACGGGGCGAGCCGGCAUCUUCCCCAACAACUACGUCAUCCCUGUUUUCAGAAAGACCUCUAGUUUUGCAGAUUCCCGGGGCCCUGGUCUCUACGCUGCUUGGACACUCUCCACAUCCUCUGUGUCCUCUCAAGGCAGCAUUUCAGAAGGUGACCCCCGACAGAGUCACGCCUUCAAGUCUGUCUUUGUGCCCACGGCCAUCGUCAACCCUGUGAGGACCACGGCCGGCCUGGGGACUUUCAGACAGGGCUCCCUUCGGAAAGGGCGGAGCAGCAUGAGAAAGAAUGGAUCCUUGCAGAGGCCUGUCCAGUCAGGGAUCCCCACCCUUGUGGUGGGCUCCCUCAGACGCAGCCCUACUAUGGUCGUACGGCCCCAGCAGUUCCACUUGCACCAGCCGCAGGGGAUCCCCUCGACAGUGGUGGCGGAGAUGGGACCGAAGCCCAUUCCCACUGGGGAGCCUGCCCUCACGUGCCUCAGCAGGGGCAGCGACAGCAAGAUCCACUCGGCAGCCAGUUCCAUCAUCAUGGAAGGCAAGGAAAUCCCCAUCAAGAGUGAGCCUCUACCCAAACCGCCUGCAUCUGCCCCACCAUCGAUCCUGGUGAAACCAGAAAACUCAAGAAAUGGCAGCGAAAAGCAAGUCAAAACCGUGAGAUUUCAGAAUUACAGCCCUCCUCCCACCAAACACAACACCUUCCAAUCCACCUCCGGAAAGCCUGAACAGCCAGCCACCCCUAAGGGAUCCCAGCCUGAAGGAGCCCCCUUGGGCCCAGAGAUGACCAUCCUAUUCGCCCACCGAAGCGGAUGCCAUUCCGGACAACAGACAGAGCUCCGGAGGAAGUCAACUUUUGGCAAGACCAUGACCCCAGUGUCCACUGCCUCAGCCACACAGACCGUGUUUCCCAGCAAAUGAAUCUACGGGUGGCUUUUCCUAGAUCCCAAAGAGGUGAAUUGCAUUUAAAUACAGUCUGCCUCCACUGAGGGUGUCCUGCCAUUCUUUGGGUACUUGAGUCUGGGUCCUUGUUCUGCCCAUUUUACCUCCAGGAAAGGAAAGGUGGGAGCAGGGAUUCCUGCACUCGGUGGGAGGAUAGAUUGGGUGGCUUCCAAAACAAUGAUCUGAUGCAGCAAGGCCCACUACUCGGACCAAGGAUUGGGGGAGCCAUCCUGCCCACCCUGUGCCCCAGCCUGGAAUGUGUGGCCUCUUGUCCCCUGUGUUCUGUGUAGAAUUUCUAUGGCAUACUAAAAUGGGCUUCAUGCAGGGGUGUCACAAUGGUGGGAACACUGGCAUUGCUUCUUUGACCUCAUCACCAUGUUCUCAACAAGCAUUAGAACAGCUGCUGUCAUCUGUUGGGUCCUGCACACUGGCUGCUAGUAGCCACCAUUUUUUUUUUUCCCCUCUUCAUAGAGUCAUAAUACUGGCGGCAGAGGGAGAAUUUCUGGGAAGGGUGUGAGAUGGAUACUUUGAACAUGCUGAAAUCCUCUAAGACCAAAGGGAGUCAACUUCCUGAGUUUGCUCCAAACAAGGAGGUCAGAGAGAAAGCUGACUACCCAGUAGCAAAAGAUGAUCAUGCUUUAAGCUUUUCAACCCAUUUUCCUACAAGGUUAAUCCUACGUAAUAGAUAGACAGGAAGCACAUAGCUAUGGAUAGGGUCCUAUAUGGUAUUAUGGACAAUUCACCCUGACUCUGUAGUCUGACUUCCCUAAGAAAACACAGCAUGCUUAAAAAUAACUUUGUAAGAGGUUUGGGUUUAGAUAUAUAUUCUGUUUGCAUUACAACAUUCUUUACUUUGAUUUCUUCUCAUUUGGGGCAGUCUAGCUGUUUCACAGGAUAAGGCAGCAAUGUCAGUGAGAAGAUGCCAGCCCACGGCUGGGGUGAGGGCACUUCCUAGAGGAAAGCCGCUCUCAGAGGGACUGGACGAAGAAGGUCAGAGAGGAAAAGGGUUGGGAAAGGAGGAGGAGAACAGGGAGGUUUAAGGAAACACGCAAGAGAGAGAGUGGGGAGGUGAAGAGAGAGGGUGAGAAAGAAAGAGGAAUGGGGGGAAAUAUCAGGGAAGAAGAUUCAGGAGGCUUGGAGAGUGGCCUUGACAUUCCUGACAGGUGGAGAAAGAAGCACAGAGUCUGCAAAUCUAGGUGACCCCACCGAGAGGGGGCUGACACGAGCAGGACCAGCCAGGCAAAGCCUUGUAAAAAAGGGGGAGCGGGCAUCCCAGAGUGCUAAGGCAAUGCUGUAAGACAACCCACUCAUUCUCAUUAAACUGAAUUGUUAUGAUUUAA